This is a messenger RNA of Nicrophorus vespilloides, 1677 nucleotides long. RefSeq names its product acyl-CoA Delta(11) desaturase-like (gene Z9desB). The record is from RefSeq and is a predicted model, not a curated record. The transcript has 5 exons. NCBI's taxonomy places the organism in Eukaryota, Metazoa, Arthropoda, Insecta, Coleoptera, Silphidae. Bases 410 to 1465 code for a protein of 351 amino acids. Gene Ontology annotation, biological process: unsaturated fatty acid biosynthetic process. Gene Ontology annotation, cellular component: endoplasmic reticulum membrane. Gene Ontology annotation, molecular function: iron ion binding; stearoyl-CoA 9-desaturase activity.
CGAUUCCCAACUUCUUCUCCGAACUUCGUCGGGAGGCAAGUGCACACCGCGGCUCCGCGUCUCCAACUGAUACAGAUUCCUAUCAGCGAGGUUCUGCCGUCGACGUCGUAGUCGUAGUCGUCGUCAUCGUGCACUUUGCACCCUAUCCCAAUCCAAGCUCGGAUUCUCCUCUGCUGGAGGUGGCGGCGUCGGUGCAUCGUCGCGAAUAUAAAAGCUACCGCAUCCCACUACCAUCGUUCAGUUUGUUCAGCUGUUCUGACGCGGUCAAGUUCGUCGAUAGUAACAACGACCAUAUCAUCACAACCGAUGCAAUUACCCCAUUAAACAACAAAAUCAACACACGAUCAUUACCGUAAAGUUAUCCAGUGGAACUUCUGAUAUACAUCCACUUCUUGGAAUACAACCAACAAUGGCACCAAAUAUCUCUUCAGUACCUACUGGGGUUUUGCACGAAACCGACGAUGAAGUCUUGGCCACGCACGUUCCGCCUCAGCUCCAUAAGCCCGAGGAGAGGAAGAUGCAACUGGUAUGGAGGAACAUCAUCCUCUUCGUCUAUCUCCAUCUUGGCGCUCUCUACGGCAUCUACCUUCUGUUCACCGGAGCCAGCAUAUUCACUUUCUUCUGGGCGAUGUUUUUGUACCAAUGCGGUGGAUUGGGAAUCACUGCUGGAGCACAUAGGCUCUGGGCCCACAAAUCGUACAAGGCCAAGUGGCCGCUGAGGGCAUUGCUGACGUUCUUCAACACUUUGGCUUUCCAGGAUGCCGUCGUUGAUUGGGCGAGAGAUCACAGGAUGCAUCAUAAGUACAGUGAAACCGAUGCCGAUCCGCACAACGCCAAACGCGGCUUCUUCUUCGCUCACGUCGGCUGGUUGCUCUGCCGCAAGCAUCCCGAGGUCAAGCAGAAGGGCAAGAACAUCGACCUCUCUGACCUCUACGAUGACCCGAUCCUGCGUUUCCAGAAGAAGCACUACCUGAUCCUGAUGCCGCUCGUCUCCUUCGUCAUGCCCACCGCUGUACCGAUGAUCCUCUGGAACGAGACCUUCCUCAACGCCUUCAUGGUCAACCUGUUCAGAUACACCUUGACUUUGAACGCCACCUGGCUGGUCAACUCGGCCGCCCACAUCUUCGGAGAUAAACCAUACGACAGGUUUAUCAAUCCUUCUGAAAACAUUUCCGUUUCCAUUCUCGCCAUGGGCGAGGGCUGGCACAACUACCAUCACACCUUCCCAUGGGACUACAAGACCUCCGAGCUGGGAAAAUACACCACGAACUUCACAGCCGCUUUCAUCGAUUUCAUGGCCAAGAUCGGACAGGCUUACGAUCUGAAGAGCGUCAGCACCGAAUUGAUCAGGAAGAGGGUGCAGAGAACCGGCGACGGCACCCACGAGCUGUGGGGAUGGGGCGACAAGGAUCAGGAUAAGGAGGAAGUGCGCGACGCCAUCAUCACACACAAAAAGGACGCAUAAGGUUCCGCACCAGAAUAUCCUUGCCACCCACUUUGUCUCUCUACGUUUUUUUAUUUCCUUUUCUUUUUUGCCAUAGAUUUAUAUACAUAAUUAUAUAUAUAUUAAAAGAGAAGAGAAGAAAAAAAGAAUAUUCGUAUUUUGUAUAUAAGAAUAUAUAUAUAUAUUAGAUGUAAGAUGAUAUAAGAGAAACGUAAAGAAGUGGACACUAUAUU